Molecule: messenger RNA, 1740 nt
Organism: Pipistrellus nathusii (Nathusius's pipistrelle)
Lineage: Eukaryota; Metazoa; Chordata; Mammalia; Chiroptera; Vespertilionidae
Source: the annotation of a GenBank genome assembly
AUGUCAGAAAAGAGGAAGCCGCUGCUGGGCUUCAUGGGCAAACUCCCCAGUGGGCCUGCCCUUGGGAACUCUGGCAAGACGCACUGCCCUUCGUGCAUGGGGCUUUUCCAAGCGCCCAGGCUCCUGCCUUGUUUGCACACAGUUUGCACCACCUGUUUGGAGCGGCUGGAACCCUUCUCAGUAGUGGACAUCCGAGGGGGAGACUCUGACGCAAGCUCUGAGGGGUCACUAUUCCAGGCACUCAAGCCACCCUGCCGGCAGCCGCAGACCGGCAUCCUCUGCCCAGUAUGUGAUGCUCAGGUGGACCUGCCCAUGGGCGGAGUGAAAGCUUUAACCAUAGACCACCUGGCCAUGAAUGAUGUGAUGCUGGAGAGUCUGCGUGGGGAAGGCCAGGGCCCCGUGUGUGACCUGUGCAGCGACAGGGACGUGGAGAAGAGGUGUCAGACCUGCAAAGCCAAUCUGUGCCAUUUCUGCUGCCAGGCGCAUAGGAGGCAGAAGAAAACGAUUUACCACACCAUGGUGGACCUCAAGGACUUGAAGGACUUCAGCCGGAUUGGGAAGGCCAUCCUGUGUCCCGCUCACCCUGCGGAGGAGCUGAGGCUGUUCUGUGAGCUGUGCGACCAGCCGGUGUGCCGAGACUGCGCGGUGGGGGCGCACCGGGAGCACCCCUGUGACUUCGCCGGCAACGUCAUCCACAAGCACGGGGACUCCGUGCGGGAGCUCCUCAAAGGCACCCAGCCCCGCCUGGAGGCCCUGGAGGGAGCCCUGGCCCAGGUCAAAGACACGAAGAGUGCCCUCCAGCAGCGAGUGCAGGCCGUGGCCGCCGACAUCCGGACGUUCUCCGAGGGCUACAUCAAGGCCGUCGAAGAGCACCGGGACGCGCUGCUGAAGCAGCUGGAUGACAUCCGGCUGCAGCAGGAGAGCUCCCUGCAGCUGCAGAAGGCCCAGCUGGAGCAGCUGCUGGCGGACAUGCGCACUGGAGUGGAGUUCACCGAGCACCUGCUGACCAGCGGCACCGACCUGGAGAUCCUCAUCACCAAGGGGGUGGUCGUGGAGCGGCUCACGAAGCUGAACCAAGUCGAGUACAGCGCCCGUCCCAGAGUCAACGACAAGAUCUGCUUCUCUCCUCAGGAGAAAGGCCGGUGCCGUGGCUAUGAAGUUUACGGGGCCAUCAAUACCAAAGAGGUCGAUCCAGCCAAGUGUGUCCUUCAAGGAAAAGAUCUCCACAGAGCCCGGGAGAGGCAAACAGCCUCCUUCACCCUGCUGUGUAAGGACGCGGCGGGAGAGGGCAUGGGCAGGGGAGGAGACAACAUCCAAGUCGCAGUUGUCCCUAAAGAUAAGAAAGACAGUCCAGUCCGAACAAUAGUGCAAGACAACAAGGACGGGACCUACGGCGUUUCCUACACCCCCAAGGAGCCUGGCAUCUACAAGGUGUUGGUCUGCGUCAAAGAGCAGCACGUGCAGGGCUCGCCGUUCACUGUGACCGUGAGGAAGAAGCACCACCCGCACCCGGGCGUGUUUCACUGCUGCACGUUCUGCUCCAGCGGAGGCCAGAAAACGGCUCGCUGUGCCUGCGGGGGCACCAUGCCAGGUGGGUACCUGGGCUGUGGCCAUGGACACAAAGGCCACCCAGGCCGUCCCCACUGGUCAUGCUGUGGGAAGUUUUCUGAGAAGUCAGAAUGCACGUGGACAGGCGGGCAGAGCGCAGCGAGGAGUGUACUCAGGACGGUGGCACUCUGA